This is a messenger RNA of Selaginella moellendorffii, 1997 nucleotides long. Its product is annotated as dolichyl-diphosphooligosaccharide--protein glycosyltransferase subunit 1B. The coding region runs from base 39 to 1871 and encodes 610 amino acids. The record is from RefSeq and is a predicted model, not a curated record. Gene Ontology annotation, cellular component: membrane; oligosaccharyltransferase complex. Lineage: Eukaryota; Viridiplantae; Streptophyta; Lycopodiopsida; Selaginellales; Selaginellaceae. The transcript is spliced from 10 exons.
GAAAUUAGGGUUCUUGGGCUUAGGUCACUAGGGUUUUGAUGGCGGCUUCGUCGCUGUGCCUGAUCGGCUGCGUGGCGCUGUGGAUCCUCGCCGGCACUGCCUUGGCUGAAGAUUUAGUGGUCGCCAAGCUUGAUCGUCGGGUCGAUCUGACAUCGCAAGUGGCAAGAACCCUCGUUUCUUUCAAGAUCGAAAAUUCCGGAUCCGAUCCAGCGACCAAGUUCUUGUUUGCGCUUUCCAAGGAUCAAUUUGACCAUCUCGCAUUUAUCUCGGCCGCGUCUGUGUCAGUGAAAGGCAAGUCGAGGACACAAUCCGCGCCUCUAACCGUGAAAGAAGUCGAGAAGAAGGAAGAUCCGAGCUCCGAUGCUGUCUACUUCGAAAUCUCUCUAGAGAAAUCUCUAGAGCAAGGCCAGGCAGCGACCAUCGAUGUCCAGUACGCGCUUACACAUACGCUGACGCCCUUCCCACGAGAGAUUCGUCAGUCCGAGACACAGCUCGUGCUAUACCACGACUCGGCAUACGUGCUUUCUCCAUAUCUGGUGAAGUUCCAGACAACUUUCUUCAAGCUUCCAGGCAGCCGUGUGGAGUCCUAUACCAAAGUGGAGCCGACCAAGUUGGGAGACAAGGAGAUCAAGUAUGGACCUUACGAGAACGUUUCGCCCCUCAGCCAAGCACCUGUGACGCUCCAGUUUGAGAACAAUCGGCCGUUUGCAGUAGUGGAAACACUUGAGCAGGAGAUCGAGAUCUCGCACUGGGGGAACGUGUAUGUUACCGAGAACUAUCACCUCAAGCAUACUGGAGCACGUCUGAAAGGUGGAUUUUCCAGGCUAGAUUAUCAAGCUAAAGGAAACGGUGUUUCUGCCUUUCGCUAUCUUGCCGCGAUCUUGCCCCCACGGGCACACUCGAUCUACUAUCGUGAUGAGAUUGGAAACAUUUCUACUUCUCAUGUCAGGAACGAGCCUAAAAGAACGAUAGUUGAGUUUGAGCCAAGAUAUCCGCUUUUUGGAGGCUGGCAAGUGAAGUUUACUUUGGGAUACAGUGUCCCUCUCCAAGAUUUUGUGUUUUUGGCUCCUGAUGGAAGCCGCUACCUUAACUUUACCUUCGGUAGUCCUCUUGUCGACGUAGUUGUGGAGAAGAUUACUACAAAGGUUGUUCUGCCCGAGGGAUCAAGAGAUCCCAGUGUGGAAGCACCAUUAGCUUUGGAUGAGCAACAUCAGGAGGUGAAACAUAGCUACUUAGAUACAGUUGGUCGUAAAGUCGUCGUCCUCACGAAGAAAAAUGUUGUCGCCGAGCACAAUGUACCGUUUCAGGUCAAAUACAAAUUUAAUCCUCUGGCCAUGCUUGCGGAACCACUGAUGCUCAUUUUCGGCUUCUUCUGCUUCUUCUUAGCUUGCAUGGCGUACUUGCACUUCGAUUUUCCAAUAUCGAAGUCCUCUGCCGCUUACCAAGCUCGUCUCCAGCAAGAGGAGGUCCUUGAUCUUCUGCAACGCUUCCAAAAGCUCAUGAAAAGACGGCUCUUCGAGGCUGAGAAGCUCGAGGCAGCAUUGCGUGACCUCGCCCGUACCGGCGACGUUGCUCCUUGCAAAGCCAGCAAAAAACUAGUAGAUCCAACGCUGUCCAAGGAAGUGAAAGCCAUUCACGAAGCUUUGCAAGCAACUUCACGCUCGUCAAGUGUCAACUCAAAGGUGGAGGCCUUGAUCACGAAAGAGAAAGAGAAGCACGAGAGGCUUCUCCAGAAGCUGAAUCUCACAGUGGAUUUGUACGAGAGGAAGAUGAGCAGCAAGGAGAUCGAUUCACGCCUCGUUCCCCACGAGCAAAAGUACACUCACCUCAAAUCGGAAGUGGCGGAGCUGAUGGAUAGCUUGGACGAUUGAAAGAAAGGAGGAAGAAGAAGCACUCACACAGAACACCACAAGAAUAAUCGGACAAUUGAAAAGACUAAGGUGUCUUAACAUCUAACGAAGAAUGUUUCUAGAUCAUGCCAAUGGGAUUUACUCUCA